CGACAUUUCGUUUUCUGUGUAAUUGUAUUCGUGCUAUGAGCCAUAAAAAAAUUUGCGGAAGGUUUUUUUGUGUGUUUUAAAUUUCAGCUAAAAGAAAUUCCACGCAAAUUUCGAUUUGUUAAUAACAGAAAAAGCCCUUCAGAAAAUAAGACAUUUUUCCUCAAAGGAAAAUAUUUUCUAUGGAUGCGAUAAAAGCAAAAGAAAACACACUAGUGUGAAUUUGCUAAAAAGAAGAAAAGAAAAAACCAAAAGUGAUUUUUUUCUCUUCUCCCAUCAGCAGUCUUUCAAUAAGUUCGGAUGAAAUUUCAUUGAACUGCUUUGAAAUUAAAAAAAAACAAAGGCAAGUUACAGACGAUAGACGAAAGAAAAAUAUACACAACCACAACUAAAUAAAAAAACAACGAAUAAAGACGUCGUGAAGAAGAAGCAGCAUUCAAGUAAAAAAAAUAGUCGAACAGCAAACAACAAAAAAGAAACAAUUUUUGGUUGAAUAAAAUUCAACCAAAAUAUUAAGAAAUACUUAUUUGUAAAUUUUAAAAACAAUUAAAAACCUAAUAGAAAGUAUUCAGAAAAAGAUUUUUAAGUUGGUGGCUACUGAAAAUUACAAUACGAAAAAGUUAUAAAGAAAAAGUUGAGGUUGUGUUUGUGUGUGUCAGUGUUUGUGUCGAAGAAGAGGAAGAAACAUAAGUAAGUGUGUGUUUGUGUGUUGCAAUCAAUUGGACAAGCAACACCAAUCAACUAAAAAAAGAAGAAAAACGUUGAAAAAGUAACAAAAUCAAAGACCAAUCGACCCGACCCGAUCGACCAGCAACUACUCCAACACAACUUCUAAAAGAUCUAAAAACAACUCCACAGGAAUAAGGCCACUUGCCAUUGUUUUGAAAUCUUGGAAUAACGAGCAGUUUUUGGUAAAGUGUUGAAGGAAUUGGGUAAAAAACGUGCAAAAUUUAUGGUGAUUUUCCUAAGUUAUUUAUGGAAAUCCAUUUGGUGUAUUAGUUAACAGACGCCGUUUUUGUGCCAUUUUUUCUUCUUCGUGAUAGCCAGCCAGCCUGCGCCUGCUCUCAGUAAAUUCCUUUAAUAUCGAAAACAUUGGAACAAACAAACCAACAAACAGAAAAAUAGUGAAUCUAAAUCCACAGAACCCAUUUAAUGUGUGUUUUGUUUUGUUGUGUCUUGCAAACAAAAUAACAAAAACCAAACCACAAAAAAAAAAAAGAAAAGAAAAAACAUCAACCAAGAUAUUGUUGUGUUUGCCAAAUCAGCCUUUAAAUUUCAAGGUUGACCAGAGCCGCAGAACAAACAACUCAACGGAAUUGUAUUUUUGAGCCUAACAAGACAUUGGUGACAACUUUAUAAUACCACUUACUGCCUGUGUUGUGCUAAUCACUGUUAUUAGCAAAUAUUGGGCAGUUGGAUUCAUAACGUUUAUAACGUUCCAUUUUUUGCCGCUUUGGAAUGUUAGAUGCGGUGAACUGUUUUUAUGGUCGUAGCAGUAGAAGCAGCAAAAGCUCAAGUAUUACAAGUCGUUUGAAAACAACAAAAGCAACAAUACAUUCGGAACAAGAAUUCACAACAGAUUAUUUGGAUUAUGGCGAAUUUAAAUUUUCAACAACCCCCAAGAAGCAUAGCAAAUGCAUCUCUAACGGGCAGAACUACAGGCGGUUUUGGUGGUAGUUCAUUAUCCGGUCAUGUAACACCCACGUCAGGCAUGUUUCCCAGUGGAGCGAAUUACGGACAAACGCAACCUCAAUUAUCACCGAAUCGUAAUGCUCAGCUGUCGGUCGGUGGUCCUGCGUUAACAAGUGGUAAUCGUGCAAAUGUUUUUAACCAGCGUCCAUAUGUGGAAAGACGUAUGCAAGGUCUAGGUCAGGGGCCUAUGUCGAACAUGGGCAACUUUAUGCAAAGUCGUGGUGGUUACGGUACGACUGGUAGUGGUGGUGGAGGUGGUGGCGGUGCCGCUGGUGGACCUCUCAAUAAUUUCCAUAAUGUUUUUGGUGGCAGUGGGGAUACAACAACGCCGGCCCUGCUCGAUCCUUCAGAAUUUCCAUCUCUGACAAAUGCUCGCGGCCAGAAUGAUCAAUCACUGCCUCAGACGAAUCCCCUCCAGCCGCCGGGAAGCAAACCUUAUGGUAAUUUCUUUACCUCUUUUGGCAUGGUAAAACAACCAACAUCAGAGCAAUCGGAAUUCACGAUGUCUAAUGAAGAUUUCCCUGCGUUACCGGGCACUCAAAACUCGGAUGGUACAACGAAUGCGGGAAGUGGUCUAACAGAUAGUAAUAAUUUGGAUGGUACGGAUAAGACAAUGAAUUCAAUUGUAGCCAACAGUGGGUUGGGAGCUGUGGGUAGUGGUGCGGUAGGAUCAGGCUCAUCAGUUGGUGGUGGUGUCAUUGGUGGUAGUAGUGGACAAGGAGGUGUCGGUGUAGUUGGUGGUGGUGUUGGUGUUGGAGCGCCUGUUAGUACAGCAGGUGGCAAUUUUGGCAGUGGUAUUGGUGGUAUUGUUAGCUCUGGUGGUGUGAGUAGUUCAGCACCCAGUGGUAGUGGUACAACAUCUGGCAUUAGUGGUAUGGGUAAUAGUGGUAGCAUUGAACAACAACAACAACAGCAGCAGCAACAACAACAACAGCAACAACAACAUCCGAAUGAUAAUUCCAGCGAUAACAAAUUGAUGAAAACCGGCGUGCAAACAUCUCCCGAUGGCAAAGUCACAAAUAUACCGGCGAGUAUGGUGAAUAAUCAAUUUGGUAUGGUGGGUUUAUUAACGUUCAUGCGUGCCGCUGAAUCCGAUCCAAAUUUGGUUACAUUAGCCUCAGGCAUUGAUUUAACUGGUUUAGGUUUAAAUCUCAAUUCCCAAGAAAGUUUACAUCCAACGUUUGCUGGACCGUUUGCGGAUCAUCCCUGCAGAGCACAAGAUGUUGAAUGUAAUGUGCCACCUGAAUAUUUGAUAAACUUCGCGAUAAGAGAUAAACUUUCCUCGCCACAUUUAAAAAAACUGCAAGAAGAUCUGCUUUUUUUCCUGUUCUAUACAAAUAUCGGCGAUAUCAUGCAGCUUAUGGCAGCCGCAGAAUUACAUAGUCGCGAAUGGAGAUAUCAUAUAGAGGAAAAAAUCUGGAUAACUCGAAUUCCUGGCCCCAAUCAAUAUGAGAAAAAUGGUACAAAAGAACGUGGCACCUUUUACUAUUUCGAUGCGCAGAGUUGGAAACGUUUGUCCAAGGUUUUCCAAAUCGAUCCCGAGAAAUUAGAUAAAUGCCCCAAUUUAAGUGCGUUUAUGAACAUAAAUGGACAGUCUGUAUAAUAUUAAUAAAAAAAAAAUCUUAAAAAAAACACGAAAAAAA
Messenger RNA from Calliphora vicina (urban bluebottle blowfly), 3332 nucleotides. It is a transcript of the gene Rga, whose product is annotated as Regena. Gene Ontology annotation, biological process: nuclear-transcribed mRNA poly(A) tail shortening; regulation of DNA-templated transcription; regulation of stem cell population maintenance. Bases 1589 to 3292 code for a protein of 567 amino acids. Lineage: Eukaryota; Metazoa; Arthropoda; Insecta; Diptera; Calliphoridae. Gene Ontology annotation, cellular component: CCR4-NOT core complex; P-body. The record is from RefSeq and is a predicted model, not a curated record. The transcript has 8 exons.